This is a messenger RNA of Amphibalanus amphitrite, 2480 nucleotides long. RefSeq lists its product as uncharacterized. The transcript is spliced from 9 exons. The coding region runs from base 93 to 1748 and encodes 551 amino acids. Lineage: Eukaryota; Metazoa; Arthropoda; Thecostraca; Balanomorpha; Balanidae. Gene Ontology annotation, molecular function: protein binding. The record is from RefSeq and is a predicted model, not a curated record.
CUGGAAGUGUGGCGUAGAAGGUGGGAGUACUGAAAGUGGAGACGGAGAAAUACGGACGGCGAAGACGACAGUACGGACAGAGGAGACGAGAAAUGGAGCCCAGACAGCUCCAAGAGGAGGUUAUCCAGAUGAAAGAAGAGAUGGCACUUCUGAAGGAGGAACUGACACGUCGUAAUCAAGAGGGCAUUGCCCGUUUGGAUGGGGAACUGACCACUCUGAAGAAAAACUGCGACCACCUGAGUGAACAAGUGGUCGGACUGGAGGGAGAAGUGGCCACACUGAAGGGAAACAACGCCACACUGAAGGGAGACAACGCCACACUGAAGGGAGACAACACUACACUGCGUCAGGAGGUGGUCCAUCUACGUGGAGAGGUGGUCCGCCUGCGGCAGGCUGUCCUCGAGGAGCGCACCACUCGCCAGGUCGUCGUGGAGGAGCUGCGGCAGGAGGUCCGCCGGCGAGCGGCGCUAUCCGGCUGUCCCCAGGGUGACGGCGAUGAGGUGGCUUCAAUGAAGGUUGACACUUGCGACAAGACAAGUGACACCAUCCGCACAUGUGACGUCAUCACCCAAGCUGAGGAGGAGGCGGGACUGGCGGGCGGCGACGUGCCAGAGGCUGCACCGCAAUGGCCUUCUGCCAUUUAUCUCCUGGAUACCGAGUUGUUGAAGAUGGUGCUGAGCAAGAUGGACUGCUGGGAAAUGUUCCGCGCCAGACGGGUCUGCCGUCGGUGGCGGUCCGCCGUCGACGAUAUCGUCGGCGACUGUCGGCGGGAGCUAACCGAUCAACAAACUCGAGGUGGAGAAGUCCCUGCGCCGACUACGGGCCUAGAGCUCGUAGUGAAGACACAGGACCAGCCGAAGAUGACUGAACUGCGGGCGCCGACGGCUGAGACAGACACCGACCUUCGACUGGUCGCGGCCACCUGCCACGCCCUGGAGAAGGCUAACCUGCGCGGCUUCAAGCUGCGAGUCUCUGCCCUGCGCCGGCUGGCGCGUGCCAACGCCUCCAGUCUGCGUGAGCUGACGUUGCCGGCUGGCAUCAGCGACUGGCAGCUGGAGGCGCUGCUGGAGCCGCUGAAGGCUCUGGAGCGGCUCGAUGUGAGCCCACCCGUGGACAGCUCCGGCAAGUGGCUGCGGCUGCUGCCCAAGUCGCUGAGGAGACUGGACAUCACUGGAUCCGGGAUGACUAGAACCCCAAUGAAGCACCCCCGAUGGCCGACGUCUGGACUGGAUGUCGGUAUCAAACGAGGCACGGACACACUCCUGGACCAGCUGGCUGUCCUGGCGACCCGCACAGUCACAGGGCUGUUCAUUGGUGAGUCACCGUCCGUGACACCGGAAGCGACGGGACGCCUCCUGGCUGCCCUCACCAGCUUGACGGGCGUCACUCUUAUCGGAUCCGGCGUCAUUUCCGACACUGUGCUAGUCGCCCUCCGCAGCUGCUCCCAGCUGGAUACGGUGCAGCUCAGUGACACCCGGCCCCUCGCGGACAUCCCUGCCCUGGCCCAGUCAGAGGUGGCAGCGGUCAGCAGGAUGGCAGUGACCUGCAGGAAACUGAAGACACUGUACAUCGAAUCCUCAACUGAAAACUGCCAGGCUGUCCUGACCGCCCUGCACGAGACAGACCUGGGAUGUGACAGUGGCCAGUCCCGUACCAUCGAUUUCAAUGUCCCCAAGUCUAUAGAAGACGAGAUUGAAGAGCCCUCAGACAGUAGCAUCUGCGUGGAGUACUACGACGACAUCGACUAGUUUCCCAGUGCCAAGGCCCUAGGCAUGUGAAUACCCACUACCCAGUGCCUCGUCUACUCCGUUGCCGAUGGCAGUGUCGGAACUCGACAACAGAUGGCAGCACCGUGUCUAGUCCGUAGUGUCGGAACUGGACAACAGGUGGCAGUACCGUGUCACGUCGGCAGCGCUGUGCUGAACAAAAUAGACAUCUAGUAGACCUUCAUAUCCAGAAGUGCUUUGAGUCGCCCUGUACCAUCGGGCCAGGUCCGUGGGUACUUUACCGCCGUGCUAGGGUGGUUUGGGUUGAGUGGCCACCUAAAUGCUUGAUCAUUUGAGCACAGAUUGCUACGUUUGUUGACACUGCUUUGAUAGACAGUAGGUAUAUUCAGUAUCCGAGAUGUAUCACGCUCUGGGCCAGUGUCCAGCCAUCGGUGAACCGUUGUCACCGUGCCGGCGGUACCGCCGUGGUGACGUCACGUGUGUUGUGACGUGACGUCACGCUGGCUCACACCGCUGUGCUGUUGUGUUGUAGUUUCAGUUUAGACCAGAGAGUGGUUGGAGCUAUCUGUGAGGGUGUCCGGUCCGGGCGAUAUCGGACCUCGCCCGUCACUGUGUCGGACUGUCGGUGGUCCGGUCGGCUGUGGUUCGUUUGGACCGGAUAUGUCUGGUUCGGUGUCGUUCAUGGGAUAUCACGGGCUGAUGGCGAUUGAAAUACACAGUGGUUCAGACGUUCAAUACACAACUGUUACUGGA